Varanus komodoensis (Komodo dragon) is the source of this 955-nucleotide messenger RNA. RefSeq names its product receptor activity modifying protein 3 (gene RAMP3). Gene Ontology annotation, cellular component: signaling receptor complex; membrane; cell surface. NCBI's taxonomy places the organism in Eukaryota, Metazoa, Chordata, Lepidosauria, Squamata, Varanidae. Gene Ontology annotation, biological process: cellular response to hormone stimulus; G protein-coupled receptor signaling pathway; calcium ion transport. Gene Ontology annotation, molecular function: coreceptor activity. The record is from RefSeq and is a predicted model, not a curated record. Bases 334 to 801 code for a protein of 155 amino acids. The transcript is spliced from 4 exons.
AUGCCGAGCUGACUCUUGGCGCUGCUGCUGCUGCUGUUUGUCUCUCUGCGUAGGGAGGAGCGCCAAGCAGCAGCAGCAGCAGCAGCAGCAGCAGAAGGGUGGGAUUUUGUGCAAGCAGGAGAGCCCCCCCUCCUACCCCAAGUUCCUCUUCAGGACUUGGCGCCCUGGAAUGAAGCACAGAUCCCCUGCUGGAGAGCAGGACGGUGGAGACAAGAUCUCGGAAAGGGUUGGGGUUCUCACCCCAGGAGCUCUGUCCUCCCCCACACCCCAUGUGCGCUGCUGCUCCCCAAGAAACUCCGGGCUGCGCUGCUUCCUGCUCCCGAAAGAUUCAGCAUGGAGAUUCAUGCUUGUUGGCUGGUGCAACUUUUCCUCUUUGUGCUUUGGGUUAAUGGUCUAAUGACAAUUGGAUUGGCAGGUGCACAACAAGGAAUUGUCUGCAAUGAAUCCCUCAUGUUACAAAAUUUGCCCAUGUGUGGAAAAUCCUUUGAAGAGAUGAUGCAGAAGGUGGACUCUCAAAAAUGGUGCAACCUAACAGAAUUUAUCCUGUAUUACAACAACUUUACCCUAUGUACAGAACACAAGGCUGUGACAGCACAGUGCUUUUGGCCUAAUCCACUUGCUGAGGGCUUCAUCACUGGAAUCCACAGACAAUUCUUUUCAAACUGUACUUCAGAAAAAGUGCAUUGGGAAGAUCCACCGGAUAAAAUUCUGAUCACCCUGAUUUUCAUACCAGUAAUCCUGACUGUUGCCAUGAUUGGACUAGUUGUAUGGUGCAGUAAGAGAAGUGACAUUUUGGUGUAACUUGGCCUUUAUCACCAUUCUUUAUUCUAUUGCUUUAUUAUUGUUAUUUCCUUUCUUUUGUUGAGACUGACUUUCAGAAAAGAAUGAUACAUUUUAUACAUCUAAGGGUUCUAAGCUGUGUCAAGCAAUAAAGGGUACAAUAUUUCAUUAGCCA